AUGACGCUUUUGAUUUAUACUUGUGUUUUGUUAGUAACUUUAUUUAUCAAGGAAAGUUCACUGCGGUCACUCGAAGAUGAUGAGCCGUUUCUUCAGGCCCCUAAGUACACAAACUACGAUGAUUUGGUCAAACUUCUCGACAAGUUAGAAAAAACAUACCCGGAUCUGGCGAAAGUGUAUUCGAUAGGGAAUUCUGUAGAAGGACGGCAAUUGUUAGUGCUGCAGAUUAGUGAGGAUGUAAAACAUACACAUCCAGAACGACCCGCUUUCAAGUAUGUUGCAAACAUGCAUGGGGAUGAAUCAGUGGGGCGACAAUUGAUGGUUUUUUUGGGACAAUAUCUACUCAUAAAUUACGGCAAAGAUGACAGAGUGACACGGCUUGUGAACACUACAGAUAUUCAUUUGAUGCCUUCCUUGAAUCCUGAUGGUUUUGAAAUGAGUAAAGAGGGAGAGUGCGAGUCCUUACAAGAACCCAAUGGUCGGAACAAUGCUAAGGGGGUAGAUCUGAACCGUGACUUCCCUGAUCAGUUUGACCACAACCGUUCCAGGGAUGAUGCAUAUCUAUUCGGAGGUCGGCAGCCAGAAACCGCAGCUCUCAUGCGCUGGGUGUUGAAGAAGCAGUUUGUGCUUUCUGGUAACUUGCAUGGAGGAGCUAUAGUUGCCAGCUAUCCAUACGAUGAUUCUAGCACUGGAAAAGAUUGUUGCGAAGAAAGCCGGUCUCCAGAUGACGCAUUGUUCAAACACCUUGCUACUGUGUAUGCGUCGAAAAACGUCGACAUGAAACGAGGGAACUCCUGCAAACCUGACAACUUUAAAGAUGGUAUCACCAAUGGCGCUUUCUGGUAUUCUGUUCAAGGUGGUAUGCAGGACUUUAACUAUGUCUAUUCCAACUGUUUUGAGGUUACCUUCGAACUGUCUUGCUGCAAGUACCCAAUCGCUAGCCAGCUACCACAAUUCUGGGAAACGAACCGGGAUUCUCUUAUAGCCUUCAUAGAACAGACCCAUAUUGGUGUUAAGGGUUUUGUUUUCGAUGAGGAUGAGCUGCCUAUUAAGGAUGCGCAAAUUAUCGUCGAAGGCAUCAAACAUUCUGUGAGGACCACUGAACAUGGUGCUUAUUGGAGAUUGCUCUUACCUGGGGAAUACAAUAUCACUGCCAUAGCUUCCGGCUACGUACCAUCCAAGACUGUGACAGUGACCGUCACGGAAGAUGUCCCAGUAACGGUCAACUUUACUGUUCACCGCCGCUUACGUUCUCUUACCGAUGCUGACUUCAUGCACCACAACUACGUGAAGAUGGAGAGCUACCUUAAGCAUCUGCACGAAGCGUACCCGGAUAUCACUCGACUGAGCAGUAUUGGAAAGUCUGUGGAGGAGCGGGAGCUGUACGUGCUGGAGAUAACGAGAGACCCCGGCAGGCAUAUACCUGGCAAACCUGAGUUCAAAUACGUCGCCAACAUGCACGGUAAUGAAGUUAUUGGACGUGAACUAUUGCUGUUGUUGGCCAAAUAUCUAUGCCAACAAUACACCAAUGGUGACGAGAGAAUCCAAAGGAUACUGAACACGACAAGAGUACAUCUUAUGCCCAGCAUGAAUCCAGACGGCUAUGAGAUGAGUAGAGAACCAGACUACAGCUCCUUAAGGGGCAGAUCGAACGCGCACAACAUAGACCUCAACAGAAACUUUCCUGAUCAGUUUGGAAUCACACAGGACAACCGUGUACUGGAGCCCGAGACGGAAGCGGUGAUGAGAUGGUCACAGUCGCUGCCUUUCGUACUGUCCGCGAACUUACACGGUGGGGCGCUGGUGGCCAACUAUCCUUACGACGGUAACCCCCUUAUGACCAGCGGCUCAGAGUUUCUCACGCCUGAUAAUGAAGUUUUCGUCCAUUUGGCCCACGUGUACUCUGAUGCUCACCAUAAAAUGCAUCUCGGACAACCAUGCAAGAACAUACCGGAGGAGAAGUUCCCCGGUGGGAUCACUAAUGGUGCUAAAUGGUACGUCCUCGCCGGCGGCAUGCAAGACUGGAACUACCUCCACACAAACGACAUGGAGAUCACUUUAGAGCUGGGCUGCUAUAAGUUUCCACCGGCCGAGGAUCUGCCGACCUACUGGGAGGAUAAUAAGGAAGCAUUGUUGCAGUUCAUAGAGCAGGUGCACAAAGGCGUGCACGGGUUCGUGCACAGCCACAUCGGGCACGCGCUGGCCAACGCCACCGUGUCCGUGGGCGGUGUGCGCCACGCCGUGCGCACCGCACGCGACGGGGACUACUGGCGCCUGUUGCUGCCCGGGAAAUACAACAUCACCGCUGCCAAGGACGGAUAUGAAAGUGUCACGGAAGAAGUAACCAUACCGGCCAAUGGCUCGGUGAGCGUCAACUUCACUCUUAUGGUGGACGACCCGCAACAUUGGUCUUCUGCCUACGACUUCCGCGUCCUAGAGAACAUAGUGAACACUCGGUACCACAGCCCGGUGGAGAUGUACGCCGAGCUCUCGGAACUAGAGAACCGGUAUCCCGACGUCGCGGAGUUCAGAUCUGGAGACGCCCUGAAAACCGCCACUAUACAUCAGCUGAAACUAACCGACCAGAUUGGUUCACCGGAGGAAACGAAAUUCCACGUUGCGAUCAUAAGUAACCUCUACAGCUCGCAAGCCUUGGGUCAAGAGAUGCUUCUGAACUUCGCGCGCCACCUCGCCACAGCAUACACCAUCGGAGAACCCAUCCAUCAGAAAUUACUCAAAAACGCCGUCUUGCAUUUCAUACCCAACAUUGACCCGCUCUACAAAAAAAUCCUUAAGGUAUACGACAACACUGACAAGUGCGACCUUCAACCUCUGGAAGAGGAAUUCGGCGACAGCGUGUACGGCUACCUCACUAAAAAGAAUCUGAACCCGUUGUCGAAUUACACGCGAGAGAAGGCGUUCAUAAAUCUUUUAGAAGAGGAGAAGUACGAUCUGAUACUCGAACUGGCGUCCGGUACAGAAGACGUUGCGUAUCCGGAAUUGUCGAGAGACAUCUACGAGCAGUUUGCUAGAAAAUUCCAAGACAACAGAACGCCUAGUAAUCGAUACCAAUGCGCCGAGCAGAACAUCGAUGCGAAUCACGGGAAUCUAAUCGAUUUGAUCUCCGAGAGAUAUAACACACCGAUUAUCGCUGUCGGAUUGAGUUGCUGUAAAAUGCCGGCACCGGACCUCAUCGGCUGGGUGUGGAGAGACAGCUUACGUGGGAUCAUGAAAUUUGUAGAGGUUGCCAACACUGGCGUGAAGGGUUACAUAAAGAACGAGGACGGUGUACCGCUGCGGGAGGCGACGCUGGCGGUGCCGGGCUCGUCGCGCCAGUACCGCGUGUCGCGGAACCGCGCGCACUUCCGCGCGCUGCUGCCGCCCGGGGACGUGCGCCUGCUGGUGCGCGCCCGGGGUUACCACGACCAGAUGCUGACAUGGCGCGUGGUGGAGAACGUGGUGAAGCAGAAAGACAUCGUGAUGAAGCGCGUCAACGCAGAACACAGGCCCCUGGCUGCUGUCGACGAGCUGCCCAUCGACGACAACCCCAACAUCGUCUACAUCACCGGUCUCGCUCUGAACUACAACAGUCUACCGCUGGUUGGGGCUAAGAUAUCGGUGACGCCUUUGACAUCAAUUCAUCCGCUGGUCACCAACACCACCGAUGCAGCCGGGAGGUUCCUUCUGUCCCUGCCCGUUACCUACAUGGGCAGAGAGGUCUCGAUGUCGGUCGUUCACGAUGGAUACAUAACUCUCAAUAGACAUAUCAAAAUUAACAGCGAUAGCAACUUGACCCCAAAUGUGCUGUUCAAGUUAGAAAGGGACGACACUGUUUUGGGGAUGCCCCGACUUGUCUUUGUAAUGUUGUCUGGCGUGGUGGGCGUGGCACUGGUGGCAGUGGCAGCCUGGUGCUACGGCUGCCGGCGCCGCGCACGCGAUCACCGUCGCAACUACAUGUUCACGCACCUGCCGCACGAUGACAAGCGGCCGCUAUGCGAAAACGUGUCUUACGAUCUACUCCAGAAGCCAUACUACGACGACGAUGACGUCCCGCCUUCUGAAACUGACUCCGAAGACGAGAUCGUACUGCUGAGAUCUGAUCGGGAGUGGAAAGCCGUCGAUCAAAACGAAAACUAA
Messenger RNA from Parnassius apollo (apollo), 4137 nucleotides. Lineage: Eukaryota; Metazoa; Arthropoda; Insecta; Lepidoptera; Papilionidae. The record is from the annotation of a GenBank genome assembly.